AUGGUGAAGGAUAAUGCCGUCUCUCGUCCUUUCACUCGUUCCCUUGCCUCUGCUUUGCGCGCUUCUACUACACAGAAUCAACAGAGAGCAAACACUAAAAGACCAGCCUCUGAGGAUAAGAACGUAACUGCACCCAAUAAGAAGAAGAGGCGAGCAGUUCUAGGGGAUAUCUCAAAUGUUACCUUCAAUGCACCUAAACUUGAGGCCAAAAACAUCAAGCAGGUAAAGAAAGGACGGGGUACAUCUCAGUUGGCAUCAUCUUGUGUUACUUCAGAAAUCACAAAACUUCAGUCCAAGACCGAUGCAAAAGCUGAAGCUGUAUCAGUGACAGCAGGAAGCAUGUCUCUUUGUAAAGGCACAAAUGACACACCUGAUAUCCCAAAAUUCAUAGACAUUGAUUCAGAUGACAAGGAUCCUUUACUCUGCUGCCUCUAUGCCCCUGAAAUCUACUACAGCCUGCGUGAUAAACUUCAAAAAAAUCCAACACUUGAGCAUUACACAACGUACAAAGCCUCAGAUCUGAAAGCAUCUGUUUAUGCGUUACAAGAUCUGCAGCUUAACACCAAAGGUUGCCCGUUGAGCGCUGUACGCAUGAAGUAUAAGCAAGAGAAAUUCAAAUUUGUGGCGGUACUCACAUCUCCUAAAUUACUUGACACACUAUUCUGA
Molecule: messenger RNA, 666 nt
Organism: Brassica napus (rape)
Lineage: Eukaryota; Viridiplantae; Streptophyta; Magnoliopsida; Brassicales; Brassicaceae
Product: cyclin-A2-3-like
Exons: 4
Coding region: 1-666 (221 amino acids)
Biological process (GO): mitotic cell cycle phase transition
Molecular function (GO): cyclin-dependent protein serine/threonine kinase regulator activity
Source: RefSeq, a predicted model, not a curated record